Molecule: messenger RNA, 645 nt
Organism: Colletotrichum chrysophilum
Lineage: Eukaryota; Fungi; Ascomycota; Sordariomycetes; Glomerellales; Glomerellaceae
Exons: 3
Coding region: 1-645 (214 amino acids)
Source: RefSeq, a predicted model, not a curated record
AUGACGGAGACGUACGGACCUAUCACCAAAGGCUACCACAUGCCAUCAUGGGAUAGUCUUCCCCCCAACGAAAAGUAUGCCAAGAUGGCCCGCCAGGGUCAUGGCUUUUUGACGAGUCUGCCGAUUCGUGUAAUCAAGCAAGACCAACCGGAGGGUGUUCUGAUCGACGUGAUGAAGGACGGAAAGGAAAUCGGCGAGAUCAUCUUCAAAGGUAACAUUUGUUGCAAGGAGUACUACAAGGACCCUGAGGCAACCAAGAAGCUCUUCGCCGGGGGUUUUUUGCACUCGGGAGAUCUCGCAGUGAUGCACGAAGAUGGAGCCGCGCAGAUCCUAGAUCGUGCCAAGGACAUCAUCAUCUCAGCCCUCGAGGGCAUGCUCGUUCAGCAUCCCGAUCUUCUGGAGGCUGCCGUCGUCGCGAUUCCUGACAGUCAUUGGGGUGAACGUCCAAAGGCCUACGUGACAGUCAAGGAAGGCAAGAGCCUCCAGCCGGAAGACCUCAUAUCGUGGGCAAAGCACCAAAGCAACAUUAGCAAGUUCAUGGUCCCACGCGAAGUCGAGGUCGUGGACGAGCUUCCGAAAACCAGCACAGGAAAGCUGAAGAAGAACGUUCUGAGAGAAUGGGCAAAACAUGGGCGUAAGGAAUGA